Molecule: messenger RNA, 195 nt
Organism: Trichomonas vaginalis G3
Lineage: Eukaryota; Parabasalia; Trichomonadida; Trichomonadidae
Product: Ankyrin repeat family
Exons: 1
Cellular component (GO): cytoplasm; nucleus
Molecular function (GO): protein binding
Source: RefSeq, a predicted model, not a curated record
AUGAAUGGUUCAGAUAUUAAUUCUAAAGAUAAUGAAGGAAAAACAGCACUUCAUGGCGCAGCAAUAAAUAAUAACAAAGUUAUGGUUGAAUAUCUUAUAUCACACGGUAUUAAAAUCAAUGCUGCAGAUAAUGAUGGCUAUACAACACUUUAUUAUGCUUUGGCAUUUGUAAAUAAGGAAAUAUCUGAACUCCUU